UUCGUCAUUGCUCCUUUGAUCAACUUGUACAUACCAAUACCUCGUUCGCAAUGGCAUCAAUCGCUCGCUCAGUCUUCCGCCGCUCGCUGGCUACAGCCAGCAGACCCAGCGUCUCUUGCCGCAUCGCCAAUGCCCAAUUCACUCGCUCCUUCUCGGCCAGAACAGCUGUCANUGGCAAAGAAAUAUACCCAAGACCACGAAUGGAUCGAACUCUCCCCCGACAACAAAACCGGCACAAUCGGCAUCUCGUCCUACGCCGCCAACGCCCUAGGCGACGUCGUAUUCGUCGAACUGCCCACCACCGAUCUCGAAGUCUCCUCUGGUGACACCAUCGGCAGUGUCGAGUCUGUAAAAUCUGCUUCUGACAUUAUGACGCCUGUUUCUGGUGUUAUCGUGGAGGCUAAUGGUGUGUUGGAGGAGAAGCCGAGUACAAUCAACAAGAGCCCGGAGGGUGAGGGCUGGAUUGCAAAGAUUGAGGUUAAGGAUGUUAAGGAGGUGGAGGGGUUGAUGGAUGCAGAAGCUUAUAAGGCGUUUACUGAGGAGAGCGAGUAG
Messenger RNA from Aureobasidium musti, 552 nucleotides. NCBI's taxonomy places the organism in Eukaryota, Fungi, Ascomycota, Dothideomycetes, Dothideales, Saccotheciaceae. The record is from the annotation of a GenBank genome assembly.